Fusarium coffeatum is the source of this 1032-nucleotide messenger RNA. RefSeq lists its product as uncharacterized. Gene Ontology annotation, biological process: regulation of transcription by RNA polymerase II. Lineage: Eukaryota; Fungi; Ascomycota; Sordariomycetes; Hypocreales; Nectriaceae. The transcript has 2 exons. Gene Ontology annotation, molecular function: transcription coregulator activity. Gene Ontology annotation, cellular component: mediator complex. The record is from RefSeq and is a predicted model, not a curated record. Bases 1 to 1032 code for a protein of 343 amino acids.
AUGGACACAUAUAUUGACGGUCGCUUUGAGCGACUUGAGAAAGCCCUCGCGAACUUAAUUGACUCAGUCACCAAGUUUCACCCUUCCAUACAACAAGGCGAUGAACUCAAUGUAGCGGACAAAGAGCUGAGCAAGGGCUUGGAAGAAGUACAAACACACCAGAACAAUUAUCUACGUAUACAGCAACUGCGCGAAUCCUCAGCUGCUCUGGAUGCCCAGAUUCGCGAAACACUCUCUAACCUCGCAACCACCCGAAAGGAUAUUGUGACAACGCACACCACGACUUUCCCAGCUGGUCCCAGCUAUCCCAUCGCUUACGAGGAGCUGCUCAACUAUGCUAGGCGGAUUAGCAAAACGACCAUGCCCCCUGCUGGGACCAUCAAACCUGUGCCAGCAACAGCGGCACCGCCUACGCCCGAAGGCCAGACACCCGGCGCUCAAACUCCUGGACCUGAUUCGCAAACAGCAUCCGUCAUGACACCAUCUGCGCCUCCAUCCUCCCAGGUUCAAAGUCCAGCAGUCAUGAAUGGGACACCACAUGUCUCACAAGAUCCAGCAACACAGCAGUCCACGUUAUCCGCCAAUACCAACCUUCCGAGCGAGUGGACCCAGUUCUUGAACCCUUUGACCGACCAAGUCUUCCUCCCAUGGCCAAACGAUCUUCAACUUGGCGCAGGCUCUCUGGCCGCUCACCAGGUUCUGCUUGAGCAGGGCAUCAAUCCCAAGGGCUACGAUCCUGCCGAGGAGGAAGAGCGCAAGCGUCGCGAGGAAGAAGAGAAAAAGAAGAAGGAAGAGGAGGAUCGCAUUGCCCAGGAAGAGCGCGAGAAGAAGAUUCGCGAAGAACGCGAGCGCCAGCGCAUCGAGAGGGAGCGCCAAAGAGAGAAAGACCAAGAGGCUUGGAGGCGUGCAAGCCUGGUCAAUGGCCCAGCUGCCCCUGGAGAGCAGAGGAGCCCUACUGGACCACCGCAACAAAAGGCGCAGUUCCAGUUCACUAAUUUGGACGAUUUGGACGAUGACGACGACGAUGAUUGA